This is a messenger RNA of Fonticula alba, 465 nucleotides long. RefSeq lists its product as hypothetical. The record is from RefSeq and is a predicted model, not a curated record. The transcript has 2 exons. Bases 46 to 435 code for a protein of 129 amino acids. Lineage: Eukaryota; Rotosphaerida; Fonticulaceae.
CCGCCCGCCCGCCCCCCUCUUGGCCCUUCUCUCCACCUGCCCAUCAUGCCUCCCAAGCCCGGCCGCGUUCUGCCCGUCAUGCGCCAGUCUCCGGACCAGCUCCUGGAGAAGGUCCUGGCUGAUGACAACACCCGCCAGCAAUACCAGUCCCUGGUGGCGGAGGCCGGCGCCACGGCGGCCCUCCAGCUCUGGGACAGCCACAAGGCCGCCACCGGGCACUUCCCGACCGGCGGCUCGGCUGCCCCCCUGUCGGCUGACCAGGUUUCCCACCUGGUGCAGACCUUCUCGCCUGCGUUCGGUCUGCCGGCUGACCUGCCGGAGGCCGAGAAGUUGUCCAGCAUGGUCUCCACCGCGGCCGGCAUGCUUGGCGUCGCCAGCACCGAGCCCACCGGCCCGCUCGAUCAGUGGAUGAAGCUGCCCGCUUACAACGAGUAAGCCCCCCUUUCUUUCUUUCUUUCUCUCUCU